AUGACUAAACAACCAAAGGCUGUUCAGAGACGAACGGAGAAUCGUAAACAAACAGCGACCGGGCAACACCGUCGACAAUGCUACAGAUGUGGUUCGGAUAACCAUUUGGCCAAUGAUACAAACUGUCCUGCUGCUAAGGUAACAUGCAGACUAUGUGAAAAGAAGGGUCACUUUGCUAAAGUGUGUAAAACAGCGGUGAGUGAAGUAAGAGAGGUGGUAGUUCCAGACGUGACUGUGCUUUGCGUGAAUAACAGUAAUCCGUCUGCUGUAGCCAAGGAUAAGAUAAGCUGUGAAGUGAAGAUUGCAGCACCGGGAGGUGAAAUACAUUCGGUACACAUGGUUGUGGACACGGGUGCAUCGGUUUCCAUACUUCCAGAAGCAGUGUACAAGAAACAUUUCUCACAAUGCACGCUGACUAAACCCCAAAUCAAACUUGUCUCUUACGCCAAAGAGGAUUUACCAGUGAUUGGAUGCUUAUCAGCGACAGUGGGAAUGUCGGUAAAUAACAAUGUAGUUCCUGCCAUUUUUUAUGUGGUUAGUUCAGGAUCUCCCUUACAUGGGUUGGAUUUAAUUCGAUUGCUGAACCUGAACAUCGUAAGUGGAAAAGUCCAGUGCAUUGACUGUGAAAGUGAAAUUAGCUCUGCACCUACUCCUGAGACUGGGUAUGUCACAGGCCCUGUGAACACAGUGUCACCCGUAUCUGCUACUCACCUGGGUUGCGUGAAAGGAUUUAUUCACAAAGUGCAAGUUAACCCAACAGUGACACCGAUACGUCAAAAGUUAAGACGCUUACCUCUUAGUAUUCACAAGGAAGUGUCCACAGAGCUGGAUCGUCUUCACAAAGCAGGUAUCAUUGAAGCAGUUGAUUCUUCAGAAUGGGUUAGUCCAUUGGUAGUAGUACGCAAACGUGAUGGACACAUGAGGCUUUGUUUGGACCUACGUGAACCCAACAAGAGUGUGAUUAUGGAUUGUUACCCGUUGCCUCACAUGGAGGAGUUGUUUACAGAACUAGUAGGAACUUCAUACUACAGUCAGAUUGACCUGAGUUCUGCUUACCACCAGCUACCUCUCCAUCCUGACAGUCGUAAUUUGACUGCCUUCAUAACACAUGAAGGACUGUUCCGCUUCACACGAGUUCCUUUUGGAUUGGCUUCGGCACCUUCAGCCUUUCAGAAGAUGAUGCAAACGGUCCUACGGAAGCUGGAUGGUGUAAAGAAUUACUUGGACGACAUUGUGUUAUACGAUUCUCAGGAGGCCCAUGAUAGACAUCUCCAAGCUGUUCGUCAAAAGCUAGAGGAGGUUGGCUUGCAGAUUAACUUGGGAAAAAGCUCCUUUAACCAGUCAAGCAUUCCAUUCCUGGGUCAUGUGAUUUCUAAAGAAGGGAUACAUCCUAGCCCAGAUCACUUGACUGCCAUUGCGAACACACCGCGACCUGCAGAUAUGGUUGCCUUACGCUCGUUCCUAGGACUUACUUCCUGGUUCAACAAAUUCCUUCCGAAUUAUGCUACUGUCGUUGAGCCGCUGAGGCAGAUGCAAAGAACGGAUGUGCAAGCACCACUGCAGUGGAACGAAGAGACUGUGGAAAGCUUUGAGACGCUCAAAAAAAUGCUGGAGAGCCCAGCUCUUGCUAUUUAUGAUCCUGCCCUGCCUGCAUUCGUUAGUACUGAUGCCUCGGACUAUGGCCUUGGUGCGGUCUUAACGCAGUUACGAUCCGAUGGAGCUGAACGAGUGAUAGCUUUUGCAUCCAGGACGCUAUCCACUUCGGAACGGAAAUACUCCAUGGUGGAAAAGGAAGCACUUGCAUGUGUCUGGGCAGUGGAAAAGUGGAGGACGUAUGUGUGGGGACGCCGGUUCACUUUGAGGACGGAUCAUCAAGCUCUUACUACACUUCUCUCCACAAAAGGCAUGAACAGAGCUGGUAUGAGAGUAGCGCGUUGGUCUGCCAGGCUGCUGUGUUUUCAGUAUGAUGUUCAGUAUGGUCCAGGUAAAAGAAACUGUGUGGCAGAUUGUCUCUCACGUAUGCCGCUGAGCCAUACAGAUGCCGAUGUGGCUACUGAACAGGAACUGAUUUCGGAGGUUGCUGAAAUUCAGCCGUUUAUGACCGCGUUACUGCUUGCUGUUUUUAAAGCUGAGUGUGAGGUCUGCCCCGAGUUGUCUCAGUUACGACAAAUGAUUCAGUCCAGAUGGCCGAAACUGCAAAAGUCUGUUUCCAAUGACUUGCGUCUUUACUUCCCUGUUAGACUUGAACUGGCGGUGGAAUCCCAGUUGAUCUUCAGAGGAAAGCGGUUGGUAGUUCCUUGUGCAUUAAGGGAACGCCUUGUUCAUCUGGCCCAUGAGGGACAUCAGGGACUAGUAUGGACCAAGCAGCGUCUAAGAGAGUUGUACUGGUGGCCACGUAUGGAUGAUCUUGUUCAUACCAUUCUACGUGCGUGUGUGACCUGCCAAGCCAGUGAUAAAUCGGCCAAAAUGGUCACAGCUCCAAUGCAACCUGUGGAGUACCCGAAAGGUCCAUUUCAACAUGUCGCAAUAGACAUAGUGGGUCCAUUUGAGAGGGGAGCUGCGGACUGUAAGUUUGCGAUAACACUGAUUGCUUACUUCAGUAAAUGGCCGGAAGUUCGUUUUGCUUCCUCAGUAACUACACAGACUGUUAUGAAGUUUCUGACCACCAUUUUUGCUCGUGAAGGCAAUCCUUGCACAAUCACAUCGGAUAAUGGACCACAGUUCACUUCAUCUGAAUUUACUUUGUUUCUAAAAGAACAAGGAAUCAAGCACAUCAAAACGAGUGUUUACCACCCUCAGGCGAAUGGGGCCAUUGAGCGGUUUAAUAGGGUGCUUAAAGAAUGUCUUCAAGCAGCUGAGGUCGCUAGUAAGCCCUGGAAAUCUACAGUUCUGACUAUGCUGAAGAGCUAUCGGGCUACAACCCAUGCUACGACAGGUGAGACCCCUUUCCUGCUCCUGAGGGGCCGUAACAUGAGAACCAAGUUGAAUGUUCUUCCACCAGAGGUUGGACCUGACAAAUUCACUCAGGUCAGAGAUAGUGUGAAACGCAGACAGGCAAAAAGCAAGCACUACACCGAUCGCAAGAGAGGAUCUAAAUUCCGUAACAUCAAGGUGGGAGAUAAGGUGAGAGUGCGGAAACCCUUUCAUGUGAAGAAAGGAAAGGCUCAGUUCACGGAUCCGUUGUCAGUACAACAGCAAACAGGACCAAGUACGUUCAUUCUAAGUGAUGGGAAAAGAUGGAAUUCAUCACGUCUUUCAUUAUGCCCAGAGAGAGAAGAAAAUCCUGAACAGGCUGAAAGAAGGGACAGAGACUGUUCUAUGGAGAGUACGGCUUUGAGUCUGAAUAGAGGCAUAAGACACAGACAACCACCUAUGUGGUCUAAAGACUAUGUGAUGGAAUAA
Messenger RNA from Triplophysa rosa, 3402 nucleotides. RefSeq lists its product as uncharacterized. Gene Ontology annotation, biological process: proteolysis; DNA integration. The transcript has a single exon. The coding region runs from base 1 to 3402 and encodes 1133 amino acids. Lineage: Eukaryota; Metazoa; Chordata; Actinopteri; Cypriniformes; Nemacheilidae. Gene Ontology annotation, molecular function: nucleic acid binding; aspartic-type endopeptidase activity; zinc ion binding. The record is from RefSeq and is a predicted model, not a curated record.